Messenger RNA from Helobdella robusta, 240 nucleotides. RefSeq lists its product as hypothetical. The annotation marks the transcript as partial. NCBI's taxonomy places the organism in Eukaryota, Metazoa, Annelida, Clitellata, Rhynchobdellida, Glossiphoniidae. The record is from RefSeq and is a predicted model, not a curated record. The transcript is spliced from 2 exons.
CAUUCCAUCGUUCCUUCAGAUUGUAAUGAAGUUGGACCGCUGGGAAUGAUAACAGGAGAUAUUCAGGAUUGGCAGAUAUCCGCUUCCUCUACCUUCCCAAACGAUUGGGAUAAAGGAUGCCACGAGAGAUUCGCUCGCCUCUAUCAGCCGAACGGAAAGAGUUGGUGCGCCAAGUACAGGGCCUCGUCGGAAUGGCUGCAAGUUGAUCUUGGAGUGGCCGCCAAGGUCAGCAGGGUGAUG